CAUAUUUGACUUCCAUUCUUCAUCUUCCUAUUUUUUCUUCUCUCUUUUUCCCAUUAAUAUUCUCUUCUCUUUCUGUUUUCCCCCUAAACAUCUCCAAGAAACCCUCAACACAACAUCCUCUUUUUCUUUAAAAUACCCCGUUUAAAAAAAGCCACUUUGAUCUAUUAAGUUUUCACAAGAAAAACACCCCCUUUUUAAUGUGUUUUUUCAAGAAAUGAAGUGAUUUAGGUUUCCAAUAAAAAACCCAACUUAGAUCUUCAUAACCUUAUUCUCCCCUCUCCUUUCUUUAUUAUUUUCCCCCCUAAACUUCUCCAAGAAAACCUCAACAUAACCAACCCCUAUAUGUCUUUUUACUCAAAACCCCAUUUUUGAUCUAUAAAGUUUUCACAACAAAAAACACAACUAUAUAUAUAUUGUCCAAUUUACAAAAGAAAUGCCCAUGGAACGUUCAAACUCAUCAAGAAGCACAAACUCUUCUUUCUCAACAACAUCAAGAGUAAGUUCUUCCUCUUCAGUUUUGUCUAUACAAUGCUUAAAAGGAAGCUCAAAAUCCGAUGAAUGGACUGAAAACAUGCUACAAACGGGCGAUAUUGUGGAGUCGCUUCGGUUAGGGAACAUGUUUCUCAAAUCACCAUUCAAGAAUGGCAAAAAUGGGAUUCAAAAGAUCAUGCAUACUUCUUAUAAAGCUAAGGAGACUUCAAUAUGUGUUCGAGUUAGACGUGGAUCUGAUGAGUCAUUCACCGAGUUACAGGCAUGUAUCGUUCCGAACGAGUUUGCCGGAAGGAAACAAUAUAUGCUUAGAGCUAUUGAUGAUCCAAACUAUGCCGUUGGUUUUGUUGAUCGGACGGAAAUGGAGUGUUUGGAAUUACAAGCUUCAAGGAAAUCAAGAAUGGUGACAGCAUUAACAAGGACUCCACUUCAAGAAGGAUAUGUUAGUUAUCCAUGGGAGAAGAGAAUGAAUGAAUUGCUAGCAGUUCCAAAUUCAAGUAGUUUUUACUCUUUGCUUCUCUUGCCAAAAGCCUCAGACAAAGUUUCUAUUCAUUAUAAUGAUUUAGAAGACACCCUUUCUAGAGCUAAUGCUUGGCUCAAUGCUUCUCAAGCCUCUGGUGUUCCCAUUGUGUUCAUGAAUAUCCAGACUGAGUCUCUACUUACCAAGAUAUCUGGGGAAACAGCUUCUUGCACAGUAAAUGCAGGAUCACUGUCUGAUUUGACAAACCUUGCAAAUGCAAGUUUGUAUGGCUUUGAAGAUUACCAUGGAGUUGAUAUUGGUGUUGUCCGAGCCGUUCGUCUUUGGUUUUCCCCUCUUGGUGGAGAGAUUCCUAUUGAGAUCAAAAUCAAAGAAACUGAUGUCAAACUUGGCUUUGCCAUCAGCAGAACUGAAGAGGGGUUCAUUCACAUAUCAUCAGUCAUUGAAGGUGAUGAGGAUGCACCAUCCUCAAGAUCAGGCCUUAGCAAUCUAUACAAAGAAGCAACCAAAGAGUGCAAACUUUUAGUUGUAUCAAGAAUUUCCAACCAAAAGGUCCUUCCAUGGAUUGUUUCUCCAACCGGGGCGGUCCGAUGCUUCGACACUGUCUCUCUCAGCCAAAAACUCUCGUUGCAUCGCCACGCAAAGGUUCCCAUUCUCAUGCACGUCUUUCUUUGGGACCGUUCUGUCCCUGUGCCAAGCGGUGACAGCAUUAAUCGGUCGAGGCCUAUUUCCCCGACCAUGCUGUCACCGUUGCCACCUGAAGUUCGGUUGGCACGCCAACCGAACGAGAAUCAGGUGAUACGACUGCCUCCGGAAGUUGAAGAUGAGAGAGGAAACCAUAGUGCUGAAUCGGCGCUAAGGCUUGAUAGGGACACUGCUGGAGAAAGAAAAUUUUCUCUCAGGUUCCAUGAUUUUUCUCUGCCAAAUAACUGGGUAUAUUAAUUUUCCUCUAAUGUUGUUUUAUGUACAUAAAGAUAGAAAGUUUUGUAAUUAAUGGUGAUGAUCGACUUAAAGGGCAUUCUGCUAUCAAGUUUCAACCAUUCUCUGUAUAUAUAGUAACAAAAGAAUACAAAAAACAUAAAGAACAGGCAAGAAUUAGAAGUUUUAAUUAUUUGUUGAUCAUAUACAAACUACUCCAUACGCUAUUACAAAUACAUAUCAAUUCAUGCUUAUUUUCACUACUAUUUAAUACAGAAUUACUUUGCUUUAAACAAAAGAGGGAGCCGCUGUUUAUACUAUAAAUAACUUAUUUCUUAGGGAUUGAAGUUAUAGUAUCACUCGCAAUUUCACCCGCCCCUUAAGUGAAAGGUUCCAAGAAAAAGAGUGAGGUGAAGAAGACAUAUCAAGCAAUGAAAACUUUACUGUUCUAACAGUUUAAGCUUUUAGAUAAGAUAUUUUCACAAUAAUUAAAAUAUUAACGAAUUGACUAAUGAAGCAACUCUAAGAGUAUAAAAGAAAACAUGACAAUAGUAGAUAAAUAAGACAUUCUGCCCACGCGAAGCUGCUAGGUGAAAGGAAUGUACCAUCAUUAUG
Messenger RNA from Nicotiana tabacum (common tobacco), 2500 nucleotides. NCBI's taxonomy places the organism in Eukaryota, Viridiplantae, Streptophyta, Magnoliopsida, Solanales, Solanaceae. The record is from RefSeq and is a predicted model, not a curated record.